Geodia barretti is the source of this 2881-nucleotide messenger RNA. Lineage: Eukaryota; Metazoa; Porifera; Demospongiae; Tetractinellida; Geodiidae. The record is from the annotation of a GenBank genome assembly.
UUACCCGCCAACUGUACUACUAAACGCGGGAAUCUUACUAGUGGGCCUGCCUCGCCCUUCAGUCGUUCGGUGGCAGGACAAGGAGUUGAGAAGGCGUGAUAGCGCUCUUUGGUUCACCUCUGGGUGCCUGCCACUAUACUGACUGUUAGCUAACGCACUGUCCGAGUUGGGGAAACUCCAUACCUACUGUCAACGUAUCCCGGAUCGCAGGUGGAUUAGUAUGGCCGCUUCACACGUUGUUUCAAAUCACUCUGAGCCGUUCACGGAGCUGUGGGCGGUUCUGGGGAAGGCGGGGAGUUCGCCCACGGAGAGGGCGUCUGCCUACCAGGCCCUCGCCGGGUCUCUGAAAGGCGAAGUCUCCCCAGAGUUCAUCAAUGCACUCACCAACCAGUACAAGAAGAUCAUCACAUUAGUCAUGUACAGUGUUGCGCACACACCGGCGUGCGGAGAUGAUGCCGGCAAUAUUAUUGGAGCCCUGUGCAGCGUCCGCUACAAGAAGCCCGUGGAGAAGAGCAUGCUGACCCGUGCCCUCUGGUGCCUCUCCAGCCAGAACUUCCACUCCUACCAGAUCUGCCACUCUGUACCGCAAGUCGUCACUCUCGCAACAGAAAUCAUCCUCGAACACGGGUUCGGUUCCCUAGCCGUCGAGUCCCUAAACGUGUUUCGUCGAAUUCACCAGCAGUGCCCGAAGGAGUUUGGUCUGGUGGUGUCCAUGUGGUAUAGGGGGGUCAUUGUUCUGAUGAAUUGUAAAGCCGCAAAGUUCCAGCGAAAGGCUCACAGUUUUGCUAUCAUGUUCGAGUCUUCGAUUGCCUCCAAUAACUACCUGGUGGGGUACCUGUGUAAGGAGCUGAAGGAGAGGGUCAUAGCUGCGAUGCUGGGCUACAUGGAAGAGAGAGGGAAGGACCCCAUACUCAUCAUGAACAUCUGGAGCCAUUUCGUGACCGUUCUCGGCAACGCCCUCCACAAACACAGUUCAUUUCUGAACGAGAUGCUGCGCGUGGUUGAAAUUGGGUUCAAACACAAGGUGUUCCUGGUCCAGAUAGCGGCCUACAGCGCCUGGAGAGUUCUCAUCAACAACUUCUCCAUCGAAAUGGACCGUCUCACUCAGCAGAGGAGACUCAGACUCUUAUUAAUGCCCCUCCUGGCAUCGGCGGUGAAGGAUAAGCACGAGCAGGUGGAGACGGCGCGACUCCUCACCUGGUGGCAUCUCAUCAGGAAACUCGGUCCCAACAGAGAAAUCCUCUUCAACCAGGUCUGUGUCCCAUUCCUGUUGUUCUGUCUCGGAGUGGAUCCAAAACUGGACCUGAGUAAACUGCCGUCGGUCCUCGCUGACCUCGGAUCCUGGACCCACCCCACCCCUCUCUCCCUCCCCCCUCCCGACAGACUCCCGACCAAUCAGAACAAGGAGAACCUCCCGGCCCCGCGCUGUCCUACAGGACAGGGGAAGACCGGCAGUUUAGAACACGGCUUCUCAGGCCGAGCGGGGCGGCUGUUGACGAUGUUGAGCAGUUCUUCGCCGGGGAAGAAGUCCGACCGACUGUACCAGAACACUCCCAAACUGGGUCUAGUCAUGAGUGCGUGUCAGGCUGUGCUCCAGUUUGUCGACUCUGAUGUCACCCUCCAUGGCUCUCUCCUUGACACCGAUGGUGGGAGUUGUGUUGUAUACCCGAAGAACGCGGUGCCAUUUGAGGUCGUUCAGUUCCUGACAGUCUUCCUCGACGGAGCUCUCCUGUACAUGGUCCACUACGCCAAGGAGGUUAAAGACGGCUCAGUGGAAAGCCUGGUCAAGUCUCUCUUUCCAGUUUUCCUUGGAACUAUCAAAAGAGAGAGUGCGACAGAUGCCAAGACAGCAUCUCACCUGGUGGCCCUCCUGACUAGCAUGCUGAAAUGGGAGGCCGUCACCACUAAUGUCUCUACCUCUACCAGAAUGGAACUGCUGAGUCAGCUGAUAACUCUCCCUCCACCUUUGACCUCUGUCAUCACCACCACUCACGGACCAAUGUAUUGGUCUAGUGUAGCACAUGAACUGAUCAACAUGGCCUCUACCGAACAUAACCACCCCAGGUUCCAGAGCAGCUGGUGUAAGGUGGUUGAGCUGUCGGCCUGUCACAGCGGAGGGCCAGCCAGCCUUGCCACGUUCUCUGAGCUCUGCACUCACCUGGACCGGUUUGUGACGACCUUUGACCCUGACUGUCCGAAGAAACACACCCCGUCUGCCACUUUCCAUCGAAUGUGGAUCUCUGUGGGUCAGAAGUUCAUUGGAGCUGUGAAGGAAACGAGUCAAGUGAAUGAAGGCACUGCUCUGGAUCCAAACUUCGCCACUGCUCGUCGCAUACUCAAGUUUCCAUUCCUCCACCGCGUCUUCUGCAAUUCUGAAAGGCCGAUGAUGAGUGUUACGUUCGAGACGUGGAAAGAAGUUUACGACACUUUCUGCCUCCAUUGCUCCCUUGUAGUGAAAGAUCCGAACCACUGUGCAGAGCUAGUGUGCAAGGACAUAUAUGACUCCUAUGGACAGAAUGUGAGAGGUAGCAGUACCACUCUGGACAAGUCGGAGACAGUCAAUUUCGACUGGUAUCAGAACACGGUGGGCCAGGCACUGACUCAUGUUCUCACCAAGUUCAACUGGACCCACCUGAGGAGCAGUGUGCCGGGGGAGGGGGUGGGAGGGAGGGGAGGGGGGAAGGGAGGGAGGGAGGGUGGUGUGAAGACAGUACAACCUCUCAUUAGUGUGCUGUCGUGGCAACUGGCCACUCUCUGGGACACUGUGCAGCGGAGUCCGAUGCAGAUAGGGCACCUGUCAUCCCCGUACACUCUCAUGGAGACAGUGACUCUGCUGUACUCCGACCUCCCGUCCCAGGGAUCUCAUCCUCACCACCACUGA